Messenger RNA from Phragmites australis (common reed), 2504 nucleotides. RefSeq names its product F-box protein At2g26160-like. The transcript has 2 exons. The annotation marks the transcript as partial. NCBI's taxonomy places the organism in Eukaryota, Viridiplantae, Streptophyta, Magnoliopsida, Poales, Poaceae. The record is from RefSeq and is a predicted model, not a curated record. Gene Ontology annotation, molecular function: protein binding.
AUUGCUAAUUCGGAGUGGAAAAAAAAUCGACAUAGCAUUUCCCUCUCGCUAGUGGGGCUACACUCCGAAGUCCAAACAGGCCCCAAGCCACGAAAGCUGCCACCUCCGCCUCGCGUGGACUGGUCAACUCUCCCCGGCGACCUCGUCCGCCUCGUCUCCGGCCGCCUCCACGACCCGCUCGACUUCCUCCGCCUCCGCGCCGUCUGCCGCUCCUGGCGCUCCGUUGCCGCCUCCCCUCCCCCUUUCCUCCCCUGGCUCCUCGCCCGCCCCGCCUACCCCACCACCGCCGCCCUCUCCUUCUUCUCCCUCGCCUCCGGCGCCGCCCGCUCCGUCGUCGCCCCCUCAUCCUCCCACCGCCUCCUCGACCCCACCCGCUCCCACCUCCUCCUCUCUGACAACCCCCACCUCCUCCUCGUCAAUCCCCUCACCGGCGCUCAACUCCCCCUCCCCUCCUCCCCCUUCCCUGCCUCCAGCCCCGUGAUCCAGGGCUACCUCGUCCCCGGCGCCGACGAGUCCCCCGCGCCCGUGGUUCUCUACAGCGCCGAGAAGCUCUUCUUCCACUUCCGCCACCCCAACCCGGCCGGGGGUGAACCAACAGACUCUGUGGAUGGGUGGACGGAGGUGCCGGUGGCGGGCCUCGUCGCCGAGAAUAUGUACCACGACGGGAAGCUGUUCGUAUGCGACGACCACGGACACGUCACGGCCUUCGACGCCGCCACGCUCGCCGUGGUUGGGGCCAUGCCGCCGCUGCCACCAGCAUCGCAUCCGCGCAGGGAUGCAUUCAAGUGCAUUGCCUUCGUGCCGUCAGGGGAUGAGCUGCUUUGCGUGAUCCGGUACUUCAGGAGGGAUGGUCGUGGGGACUUGUUGGAGGAUUGCGGCGGGUUGGAGGUGUACCGUCUGGAGAUGGAAAUUGGGAGGGAGAGGGUGGAUCAACCACUGUCACCACAGUGGGUUCGGAUGAGGACCAUUGGUAACAGGAUGCUCUUUGUUGGGCUCUACCAGGGAUUCUCAUUCCACGCUGCAGAUUUUGCGGGGUUUAAGGGGGAUUGCAUCUAUUGCUUCAAGUUGGAGAGGGCCAAGAGGUCUAGCAUCUACAGGUUUAGCAUGGAGGAUGGUCGCACCGAAGAGUUGCCCGGGCCAUGGAUGCAUGCUUGCACUUGGUUCAUGCCGAGCUUGUCUUAGCACUUGUCGUGGAUUAACGAGUUGCACAUCGAAGGAGUUUGGAUCUCAUGAAAACUGCAUUCAAUCAGACCUCGGUGCAAGGAACUCCCUUGAAUGCCUCUCAGAAGGAAGCAUUUCCCGGUUCACCUUCCUUGAGGUUUAACAAAAGAUGAAUCUUGUACGACGUAUUGGUGAUGGUACCUCAGUUGAUAUUUGGAGUGAUCAAUGGAUUACUACUGGCUGCAAACAAUUGUGCCUCCCUGAUGAUGUUACUGUGAAGAGAGUUAACGAGCUUGUGAUCCCAGGAAGUAAUUCAUGGAAUGAAAAGCCAAGCCAGCUUAUUUGAAGCCGAUGCAGCUUCUGUGUUGCAAGUACCGACUGGGAGAGGCUUAGAAGAUUUAUUUAGCUUGGCCAUAUGAGAAACAUGGGAAUUAGUCGUCUUGGCAGCUUACAAUAUGUUGGCUAAUGGUAGGAAAGAGGACCAGCACGCAUUGGCUUCUAAGGGACUAUCAUUGGAACGGACACUUGCAGCAAAGCCUAUGAUCUAUCUCUGUCCCUUUUUUUUUUUUGCAAAUGGUCUAUCUCUGUCCUGCUCCUGCCCAAAGUGUAGUUGGUUUGGUUGCUGUGAAGAAUUGCAGUGCAGUUACUCCCUUGUGCUGUAUGUGGGCUUUAUGGAUGGUGCACAAUGACAGAUGCCAUGGAAAGCAAGAAAGGCAUCGCCAUCACUUCUACAAUGCAUCAAACUGGGUACAAGAUACAGUUGCUCAAUUACUUGACAGUUGUGCAAGUAAUUCUGUGGGACAUCAAGUAGCAUAGUGCCAGGAGAUUGAAAACUAACAGAGAUAUGAUCCAUGAAAGUGAAAUGCUGAUGGUGCGCUUAACAACAUCAGGGUUGCCGUGGGUGUGAUCAUGAGUGAUGAAGAGGGUUCUUUGCAAAUUGCUGGAUCCUGGAGCAAGAUUACUUCGUCAUGUUUCUAGUACCCUGGAGACGGAGGCUGACUUGACUCAGCAAACAGGUGACAAGUACAGCGAACUAUUGUCGAAUCUGAUAUGCAGUUGGGGGUGAAGUUGUGGAAGUCCAGAAGAAGGCACCGAGCAGAAAUCCUUCCAACUUGGGGGCAGACAUAGCUCUGGCCCAGAGAGACUCGGGUGAAAAUAGAAGUACUUAGCACGAGUACUCAGCUUCCCCACCUUUGUGCGGAAGAGACCAAUCAUUCUGUUAGUCUGUGAUCAGGGUUGGUUUUUACUGUGCUUGAAUGCCGAUUGCAGUACUGUUAAUCAUCAACGAAGUAUAAGGUUACCAAAGAUCCAAAAAAAGAAGAGAAGAUGAUCCGUUUCUCAUU